Jaculus jaculus (lesser Egyptian jerboa) is the source of this 2715-nucleotide messenger RNA. RefSeq names its product C-X3-C motif chemokine receptor 1 (gene Cx3cr1). Gene Ontology annotation, biological process: chemotaxis; cell adhesion; immune response. The coding region runs from base 1042 to 2112 and encodes 356 amino acids. Gene Ontology annotation, cellular component: membrane. The record is from RefSeq and is a predicted model, not a curated record. The transcript has 2 exons. Gene Ontology annotation, molecular function: C-X3-C chemokine receptor activity. Lineage: Eukaryota; Metazoa; Chordata; Mammalia; Rodentia; Dipodidae.
UAAGCCUGAGCUUACGAGCUUGCAAGACUUAAACUGGGGAGAAUGCCCUGGAGAGUCUGAUGUUGGCAGAUCGGGGCCUCAGGAAGAACUCUCUGGCUUCUGUGUGGAGAACAGUCCAUGGGGUGAUAGCGAGGUGAGCCCCACUAGCAAGCAGUGAGACGGUGGGAAGAGCACGGCAUGGGAACAGAGGGUCAGGCGAGGCCAGAUUCCUGAAAGGGGCACUGGUCUGCCCUGCACUGAGACCCUACUCAAAGAACCAAAAGAAAAAGGAAAGAAACAAAGGAGCACUGGAAAGUGGAGAACGGGGUAAGCUGCUGAGGUGGGGGGGGGCUCUAAGUAGACCCCGAGAUGGCUGCUGGAGUGUAGGGAAAGGGGCCAGUUGUCUAAAAGCCCGUGGAGAGAGCUGGCUCUGUCUGAAUGCAUCUUGUAACCCUCACAGGGGAAGGUGGUCAAACUGGGAGCCCAGGGAGGAAAAACCCAGAACAGAAAUCAGAGGUAAAUUCCUGGGAUGUGAGCAGGUGAUGAGCCCCCAGGCUUCCGGGCCCAGUGCAGGAGCCUGUCUGAGACCUCACGGAGGUGCGUGGUGGCUCAAUAGAUAACAGGCAGGCCAGGUUCCAGGUGCCUGCAUCCCAUGCUACCUAGUGAGGGCUCUGGGGGCUGCUCCACCUUGCUUAAUGAUCUCCACUAAAAACCGAACCCCAGAAGCCUCUGCCCACCCUCCAUGCACAAGGGGCAACGUGACAGCCCCCAGCUAUCCCUCUGCUUCGGGCACUCGGGACUGUCCCAGGCUCCCAGAUUCAGCCCUUCCUGUGGCCCACUGAUCUCUAGCCUGGAGCUCCUGAGCUCGCUUGGCCACAGCAUCUAAAAUAAAGAUAGGCCACCUCACAGGAAACCAGACACUAUUGGCUAACUCCGCAAAUAAAGAUACCCUCAGAGACAGAGGGAGGAAAGGGGAACCCUCGCCUCCAGUGGAGUCUGCGUGCGACAGGGUGACUCUCUGCAGCUGCUGAACUUCCCUUCCCGUCUGCCCAGGCCCUCACCAUGCCCACGUCCCUCCCUGAACUGGAUCUGUAUUCCUUUGAUUAUGACGAGUCUGCUGAGGCCUGUGAGAUGGGGGACAUCGUGGCCUUCGGGACCCUCUUCCUGUCCAUCUUCUACUCCCUCGUCUUUGCCUUUGGCCUGGUGGGAAACCUGCUGGUGGUGCUGGCCCUGAGCAACAGCCGCAAACCCAAGAGCAUCACGGACAUUUACCUCCUGAACUUGGCCUUGAGUGACCUGCUCUUCGUGGCCACCUUGCCCUUCUGGACUCACUACGUGGUCAGCGAGCAGGGUCUCCACAAUGCCAUGUGCAAGCUCACGACCGCCUUCUUCUUCAUCGGCUUCUUCGGGGGCAUCUUCUUCAUCACCGUCAUCAGCAUCGACAGGUACACGGCCAUUGUCCUGGCUGCCCACCCCGUGACGAACAGGACCGCGCAGCACGGUGUCACCGUCAGCCUGGGCGUGUGGGCGGCGGCCAUGUUGGUGGCGACGCCGCAGUUCAUGUUCACGAAGCGGAAGGAGAACGAAUGCCUGGGCGACUACCCCGAGGCCCUGCGGGAGGUCUGGCCGGUGCUGCGGAACGCGGAGGCCAACGUCCUCGGCUUCCUGCUGCCCCUGCUCGUCAUGAGCUUCUGCUACUUCAGAAUCAUCCAGACGCUGUUCUCCUGCAAGAACCAGAAGAGAGCCAAAGCCGUCAGGCUCAUCCUGCUGGUGGUCACCGUGUUUUUCCUCUUCUGGACGCCCUACCACGUGGUCAUCUUCCUGGAGACGCUCAAAUUCUACGACUUCUUCCCCAGCUGCGACACCAAGAGGGGCCUGAGGCUGGCCCUCAGUGUGACCGAGACGGUGGCGUUCAGCCACUGUUGCCUCAACCCCCUCAUCUACGCGUUUGCCGGGGAGAAGUUCAGAAGGUACCUCGUCCACCUGCUCCGGAAGAGCCUGGCCGUCCUGUGCGGCCGCCCCGCCCCGGCCACCUUCUCCCCGUCGGAGGCGCAGCGCAGCCAGCGGGGAAGCGUUGCGAGCAGUAACUUCACUCACCACACGAGCGAUGGCGAGGGGUCCCUUCUGCUCUGAGGGGGUCCCCACGGCCACAUCGCUGCUCGGGACCCACGUUCUUGAAUGUGACAGCGCGUGUCUGUCUGUUUUUUUUUUUUUUUAAUAUGCAAGAAAUAUGGAUCCAGUGCUCACAAAACCAUCCUGCACUUUCUGGAAAUUAUGCUCAGAAGCUGAAUGAUGAAAAGGACACAUCCCUUUAUCUCUUGCCACAAAUGUCACAACUUUUUGGCUUAAAAAUGACGAAGACUCGCUGUAUUAGGAAGAAAGUGGGGGCUAGAGAAAUGGCUUAGCGGUUAAGCGCUUGCCUGUGAAGCCUAAGGACCCCGGUUCGAGGCUUGAUUCCCCAGGACAAAGGGCCGCAUGUGUCUGGAUUUGUUUGCAGUGGCUGGAGGCCCUGGCAUGCUCAUUCUGUCUCUCUCUCUAUCUGCCUCUGUCGCUCUCAAAUAAAUAAAAAAGUAAAACAAAAAUAGAAAGAAAGUGGUGAGGGCUAUUCACAUUGUGUUGCGGGCACAGACAGGGUAACUGAACCCUCAGAGUGAAUGGAAACCAUAAUUUGAAUUAGGUAGAAUUUCUCUCUCUGUCUCUCCCUCCCUCCCUCCCUCCCUCCCUCCAAUCCUUAAG